This is a messenger RNA of Cetraspora pellucida, 1011 nucleotides long. NCBI's taxonomy places the organism in Eukaryota, Fungi, Glomeromycota, Glomeromycetes, Diversisporales, Gigasporaceae. The record is from the annotation of a GenBank genome assembly.
AUGGAUUCUACUAAACUUCAUGACCACUAUGGAUUCUCCCACAAACAACGACAAAUACACCGUAACUUCGUUAAGAAUUGUAAACCAGCGACAGCUCAUUUCAAUAUUUUACAAAGAGUUACUGCUGGGUUAUCAGCACUGCACCAGCAGCUGCUUGUGCAGCAGAAUAAAGUCUUGUCACCACACGUCGCUGUGAAUGCGCCCGUCGAUGGAGUACGAAGUAAUAAUUCCACAUAUAGUAUCAACGCGAAUCAUCAAGGUGAAGGAUCGUUUUGUCAAGCUGUAUGUGCCGAAGAUUUAUAUUAUCUUGAGAGACGCUUAGUUGCAAUUAAAAUCAUGGCUCCAAAAUUUAAUGCAAUUGGAAUACAGGAGUGCAAGACUCUUCGUUAUCUAAACAAACACGAUAACAAUGACAAUACUCAUAUUGUUAAACUUAUCAAUACAUUUAUGGUUGGCAAACAUUUUUGUCUGGUAGUUGAUUAUUAUCAAGGAGGCACGCCAAAACUUCCUCGCAUAGCAAAUGAAGAAUAUCGAUUACAGGUGCUUCGAAAGUUGACGUGUCAACUUUUGACAGCUUUGAUGUACAUAAGACAUAUGGGGAUUUUGCAUGCGGAUCUUAAAUUAGAUAAUAUAAUCUGUACAACGGCUGCUACUUUAGAGUUGAGAGUCGUUGACUUUGGUAACGCAAUGAGUUUGGAUGAGAUCCGUAAUUACUUUGAAACAUUUGAGGUUCAAACUCUUGCUUACAGAGCACCGGAGGUACUUAUGGGACUUCCAUUCGGGUUCGAAAUUGACAUGUGGUCUUUUGGGUGUAUUGUUUGUGAAUUAUGGCUUGGACAUCCUUUAUUUUAUAGUUCUAGUAAACAAGGAAUGAUUAGAGAGAUCGUGCAGUUGCUAGGCCCUUUUCCGGAUUCGAUAUAUGCGAAUGGCAAAUUUUUUGCAAAAUACAAUAUUAAAUCCGAUUUAAUAUCAAUGAAUCUAAAUGGCAAUGAUAAAAACAUGUUAGUGUAA